Messenger RNA from Mesorhabditis spiculigera, 3450 nucleotides. The record is from the annotation of a GenBank genome assembly. NCBI's taxonomy places the organism in Eukaryota, Metazoa, Nematoda, Chromadorea, Rhabditida, Rhabditidae.
AUGUCAAGCGACGGAUUCGAGGGCUGGGAUCUGAAAUACAUGGCCAACGACGUGUAUCUGUUGACGCUGGAACGGUUUUACCUAUGGAGCUCGGUGACGCGAAAGGUCUCGAGUGUUGCGUUGCCGAUCCGCGGAUGCAUUGACGGCCCUAAAAAUCGAAUUCACGCCAUUGUAUCUGAUUAUCGGAAUGAUUUUAACGCGGAUGUCUUUGUCGUAGUUGACGCUGAUCCGACGAUCACCCAAUAUGUGUUGCCCAAUCCCGCCGUCACCGCUCCACUCUACGUGGAAGGGGUCCACUAUAAUCCGGUCUGCUUCUGGGGCUCUUCGGAACUCACUCACCAGACGAUUCCCAUCACCUCGUACAUGAUUACGAAUCUGGUGACGUGCAAGAUGAGUGUGUGCAUUGAUGGUAGAAGCUUCAUGAAACGCGGCGAGCCAAGUCAUCUUGGCGAACUGGAAAAUGGUUUCUUGGAGGGUGAUCCACUUCUGAAGCUAUGGAGGUACCAGCCGGGAGCACAGCGUAUCACGGCAAAAGGUCCGUUACACCUGGAUAUCUUGAACGCCCUGGACAAGGAUGAAGCUACAGUUUCAAUAGAACGUCAUUCGAAAUUUAGCCGAAUUGACGAACGCUACCUAAGCGCAUGGGAUCAGAAGUUCAAUGUGUAUGCUGUGCAUGUCGAAGGGACAAAUUGGGUCGAAGUGAUUUCGGAGAAGCAGCUUUAUAUACCCUUGUCUCAGGUCGAAGAGGAUGGCUGUAUCGACGGCUGGGACUUGGCGGCGGUGAACGGCCAUGUGUUCCUUCUGACGCACACUCGAUUAUAUCACUUUGACACGACCACUAUAAAAAUUGACGUUCUGGCCCUACCAGUGAAAGGUGUCACCAAGGGUCCACAACACCGGAUGUUCACAACCUCCUACCAUCUUGAGGCUAUAGACGGCAGGAGACCAACUGUAGAUAUUGUGGUGGCGGUUGACGAUUUGCUGAUACUGUAUGCUGUGCAAUCUACUACCAAUCAGCUGGCAUGCCUUCAGAUGCAUAACCCUGGUGUCGGUCGCAUCACGGUGCUGGCCCCAGGUCGAGAUUUUUGGGUCGCUGGUCCAAAAGGCAUUGCGAGUGGUUUGCGAUCAUCUAGAAUCCGGGACGAUCACAUACACUUCCGAUACUUGGCGGGAGAUGUAACCCUACCGACGGAAUUACCGGCCUUUGAAAGAAACGAUCUUCGUCAGGUUUAUCCGGUGCCGGGCGGCGACCGCAUCUGUCUGUAUAAUGGGAACCUUGUACGCUACAGUUAUGCGUAUUGGGCUCGACAACUUUACCGACCGCCUCUCCCCAAAGGGCCCUAUGCCUACUUCCUUGAUGCGAAUACUGAAAAAAUGAGCUUCCUUAUCCUAACAAAAAGCAAGCAAUGUGCCUACGUGGAGUUGAGCCAUCACAGUCUGGGAUGGCAAGUCGAUAUGGAAUGCGACGCGCCCGUCUUCAUGGCAACAAUUGACUAUGAACCGUUCUGCUCAUACCAUACGCCGCACUUCUGGUAUUUUGACAACGCUGCGAACCUCGAGCAAGAUCGACCGAAGAUCAACCAGCCGUUCCGUUUUCUUUCCAUAAAUCGUCGCAACUGUCAGAUCAUCAUCUAUAUGGACAGUGGGCUCUUCAUCCCGCGCAGCGCAUUUAGCCCACGAGACCUUCCAGCCGAUUCAUCGCCAGAUUUUAAAGUCGUCAAGGUCGCCUGCAUCGUCACACCGCUGGUCAACCGAAUUAUCGUGGCAACCGAACACUUCCUGCUGAUGGAAACUCGCUCUGGUUACAUUGAGGUUCACGUCAUUGACAAAAUGAGUCGAUUAAGCCAAACACCGUCCAAUGAAUCGACAGACCCGAUUUCGGAGGACAACAUUCGUGGCCGGAAAAUCGUGGAUAUGGCCGUCUCAGCGCACUCCCACGACAUUAUUGUGCUGCUGGAGUGUGGAUAUGUGGUCCAUUAUGAGUGGGGUCUGACGACGCUGUUUCAAGUGGCCUACCGCCAGGGGCGCUGGAAAAGCCUAAAUGGGAUGUCCAUUGCGCGUUCAUUUCUGGGAAUUGGAUACUUCGGCGUCUUGCCCUCAACUAAGGUAUUUGGGUACGCGGAGCGGAUUAUGGACGAUGGUAGAAAGAUCCUCGUAGCGGCGAUUGAAACCGUGUUUAACGAUGACGAGGUGUUGGUGGUACACUUGCAAGACUUGCGCGAAACAGCUUCACUCAACAGCGACCUUUUGAGCCUGUGGCAUAACGACGAUCGUCACGAAAAAUUGCUACUCAGUGUCCAGAAUCCAAGGUCCCUGCAAGAUGUUUCUUGGGUCUUGCCGAUGAUAUCACGAACUUAUCUACGAGCACCAUUGAUCACCUACAAAAUCAAGAAAAUUGUGGCGGAGCCGAUGGACGAGUUCGGAUUCUCGUUGCUCGCAGUCAUCGGCACCGGUCUCACGUUGCUUGUCUAUCAACCGGAGCUAGAGAAACUAACGGUUCUCAAUGAACAUUUCCCACGCUACCCAUGUGUUGAUGUCGCCUUUUCCAUGGUUAGGAAAGUGGAAGUAGAAGGAAAGACGUGCAUACGAGGAUUUAUCAUCUUGUCCACUGAAGCGGAUAUCGAACUUUUGGAUUUCCUUUUUAAGGGUGACCCAACUGUCAAGGAUUGGGCCACAAAACAGCCGGUUGGCACACCACAAGCACCUAUCCUGCGCAGGAGGGUCAUGAAUGUUGGGCCACGCAUUUGCAAAUUAUAUGUUCCCACCACCUAUGAGACGCUUCGACACCAGCGACUCGCAAUAUUCUAUGUGGCGUGCUGUCCGAAAAAUGAGCGUGACUUUUUUAUCGGAGCAUUGGUCGUUACCGAAGCGCCACUUUCCAAAAAACCUGGCGUGAAGCCCCAAAUGCGCCGCUCUCACGAACGCAUCCCGUGCGUCGGAACAUUUCAGCCGGGCCAGGAAUUUCAGCUGAUGUUGAAACGCAUCCCAGAUGUCGUUUGUCCGACGGUGCAAGUCUACUAUCGAUUAUCCACUGAUCCAGAAAGAUUCAAAUUCGGCACAUGGGACCUCAAAGCGAAGACGCUUGUAUUUGAUAAAGAGGUGGCGGCGUUUGAGUCCGUUGAGGACAAUGGGAAGAUAUACUCGCUCAAGUGGCAGGGCAGCUAUUAUUCGGUGAAAACGCGGCUGGUAGAUCCGAAGCGACAACUGCCGAGUGCAGCAGAAUCCGGUACGACGUUCUACCUGCAUCAACAAGACGGCGCUUUUGGCUGGUUAUCACCAAAGAAAACGAAUGGAAAGCAGAACUUUUUUCCCGAUAAAUGCCUCACCGAACGGGCAAAACGAGCUGAUCUCCAGAAAUGGGCGCCAAUAUUACGCAAUCAUGCCGUGCUCUACAACGAGGAUCAGAUGCAUAUAAUUCGCGCAUGCCCUUGCCUCUCUAAUAAAAUUGGU